AGGACAGGAAUACGGCAUCUACCCUGUGUGAGAUCUUUGAUGUGUGUUAAAGAUUGGACUUUCACUGAAAAACAUUUACCACACUCAAGACAGGAAUAUGGCUUCUUCCCCUGUGUGAGAUCUCUGAUGUGUGUAAAGACUGGACUUCACUGAAAAACAAUUCCCGCACUCAGGACAAGAAUGUGGCUUUUUCUUCAGUGUGAGAUCUGUCUGAUGUGUGUAAAGACUGGACUUUAUCUAAAAACAAUUCCCACACUCAGGACAGGAAUACGGCUUCUCACCCCUGUGAGAUCUCUGAUGUGUGUAAAGACUGGAUUCACUGAAAAACAUUUACCCACACUCAGG
Molecule: messenger RNA, 345 nt
Organism: Staurois parvus
Lineage: Eukaryota; Metazoa; Chordata; Amphibia; Anura; Ranidae
Source: the annotation of a GenBank genome assembly